Mizuhopecten yessoensis (Yesso scallop) is the source of this 2929-nucleotide messenger RNA. RefSeq lists its product as uncharacterized. The transcript has a single exon. Lineage: Eukaryota; Metazoa; Mollusca; Bivalvia; Pectinida; Pectinidae. The coding region runs from base 127 to 1407 and encodes 426 amino acids. The record is from RefSeq and is a predicted model, not a curated record.
UUUAAACUAUCGCAGUAUCGUGUACUAUUGGUUGAAUCAUCGUCCGGAUGUGAUGGGCAGAUCGUCUUACUGUACUUGGCGUAAUACACUGGUAUAGAGACUAUAUCUGAUACUAUAUAAAUAACGAUGGGGAGUCCACUAGCAUGGUUGUGUUUUCUUUGUACGACGAAAGUUACUCUCUGUGGUGCGUAUGUUUGGACCCCCGCAGAGGUAUUUCCUGACAAGAAGACAUGGACGGAAGGAAUGCAAAACUCAGACUGCCAUUUACUUGGACGAGCAUUUAUCGCCGACAGAUUGGAAGAUGUGCGAGUGCAAGGCGUGACCGACAAUUCAGAGUUGUCUACACAAUACUGGAUAGGAGCACAUGUUCAGUACUCAAAGUGGAUGAGAUUCAGUGGUUGCUACCAAAUGGACAUUCAGCAAAUGACAUCGGAAGCUGGAAGUUAUAGCAUCACAGAAUGUUACAAAUUCUGUGAUGGAACAAGUUUCGGAUUAACGAUUGACAAAUGUGUGUGUUUGGACACUCCAGGGCCGGUCAGAAAUACGGACUACGACUAUUGCAUGGCCACACCAUGCCAAAUUGACGUCGGCGAAUUUUGUGGUGAUACUACGUUGUGGUCAAAAACCUGUCUCUGCUGGUACGAUGUCCUUGAUUUACGUAGUGAUAACAGAAUAGGAAACUGUAAAUCAACGAUAAAUAGGCAACUGACAACAACCAACUGCAGUGAUAAACAUGCAUUUCUUUGCCAAAGAAGAAACAAAGUACGUCGUUACCAAGAGAAGAUGAACUGGACAGAAGCAGGCUUUGCCUGUCAUCGUGACCACAGAAGCCAGUUUUUUGACCGACAGUUCCCUAAAAGAAAACGGUCUGGGAGAUAUUGGGUUGGUUUGUUUCGUAAACAAUCAUUCAGUUGGGGAAACAGCACACCGUCAGGAAAAGAAUUCGAUUGUCUGUCUGCAUCGGUCAGCAAGGACGGCAAGCUGAAUACCUUCGUGAGGAAAUGCUAUUCCCGACUACCUUUAUUAUGUAACCAACCAGAACCAAAACUCCCAAAACGCCUCAGCACUUUGGUUUUUACCACCACAGAAACAGUUCAAACGACAAAUACUGCUCAACCAGGGGGUCUCAGCGUCAUUUCGCUAUCUGUCGGGGUAGUAUGUGGUAUACUCGUCACGUUGUUGGCUGUUGUCAUCUUUGUGAUCAUAUACAGAUUCAGAAAAAAAAGGUAUGAUACUCAGGCCUCAAGUAACAGACAGGAGGUCGCUAGUUCCGAUAUUGCUGCGGUACAUUAUGAACACAUUAGACCUGAAAACCGCGAGUGUCAAGUGUACGAUGUGUGUGGCCAUACUUCCGCCACAUACGACUAUAUAACAACACAAGGAGGUAUUGACAAGUCUCCGGAGUAGGGGACAUUUGUAUUUCUUUCUGUACUCAACUAUCCGUAAAUGUUAACGAUAUAGGGGUUUGCGUUUUCAAUUUGUUGAAAGAGUUGACUUCAAAGGACGGGUCGCUCUGAUGACUGUUUCACGGCAAAAGAUGAAUAAACCCAUUUGUUCUGUUAUGUAUUGUCCAUUUUUAGUUCAUUUUUGAUAAGUUAGAAACGACUGAUGUUUUUUUUUUUUUUUAAUAUGUGAGUGGGUGAAAUAUCAUUGUUAAAUCUGUUGUAUUAUUACUCUUCUAGUUCAAAAAGAGAUAUCUAAACAUGUAUGUGAGGACAACUUUUAAAGAAUAGGACGUUCUUACUAUUAGUAACGCGUUCCAAGCAGUCAAAUUCACACAAUUUUUCACCACUUAGUCUUUUAUGAAAUUGGCACAUAUUAUGAUAAAAACUAAUAUGUUGAUUCAGUAUGCGACCUCCGGGUAUGUUUUUAGGGAAUUUCAUGCAAAACAUUUUACUGAUUUAUUUACACCUAAGCCACAGUACAACAGCUAUAUGAACGUCAUCUUUUCUGUUCAUAUUUCCAUUCGCUUUGUUUCAUAUAUUGUUUUUUGGAAGCACAAACUUGAUAUAAGUACAUUUUAUGACUAAAAUGGUGUGUCACAUACUAUUUCAACGUUCUGACACCUAAGGUGGAGCACACGAAGUAAUCAUUUGUUAAAUAAAGUAUUUCACCAAUGUGAGUAUGGCUAUGAUCCAAUGUAGACAAGUACUGUCACACCUCCAGCAUUUUUUGUCGUGUGUAGUAAUGAACUGGACCAGACAACAAACAUAUUAAAAGUAAAGCAAGGGGUUUACGAUAGGUAGAUAGAUCUUCUUAUUUGUAUUGGGCAGGCAACACACAUCAUGUAGAUAUUAAAACAACAGCUAGGUGGUUUAAGAAAGGUUGAUGCUGUUUCUAUAUAUAUGGGUCAGGAUUCAUACAUCCUGUAGAUAUUACAACUAAUGAAAGGGGUUCAAAACGGUAGAUAACUCUUCUUAUUUGUGUAGGACAGGCAACACACAUCCUGCAGAUAUUACAACUACAGCUAGGUGAUACAAAAAAGGUUGAUGCUGUUUCUAUAUAUAUGGACCAGGCUACAUAUAUAUCAUGUAGAUAUUACAACUACAGCAAAGUUUUCAAGAAAUGUGGAUAACUCCUCUUAUUUGUAUGAGGCAGACAACACAAAUCCUGUAGAUAGUACAAUUACAGCUAGGUGGCUUGUGACAAUGCUAUUUUAUUUUGCACGAUUAAGCAUUUGAGAAAAUAUUUAUCCACUUUCCAUAUAAAUGAGUACACAACGCGUAUUGUCAGACUGUAAGGACAGUUCAGUGGUCACCUAACAUUAUAAUCUUUUGGAAAAGUUUGAUAAAACAGGCAUUGAUCUUUUGUGAUAAUGCUGUUGAUACUGAAUACAAUCUUCAAUACAACAAUGGUAUGGGUUCUCUCAGAAAUAUUCCAUCAAAUUGUAUUUUUGUUCAUGCAAAUUGAUUAAAACCGUGUUUAAUAU